AUGAGCCGGCAACCCGUUCUGCUGGAGAAAACCCCAACAGACAGGAAGCAUGGCUGGGGGAUGGGCCGCCCUUUCCCCACCCCCGGCCCUGGGGAGGAGGACGCACACCUGCUUCUCAAAGCUCGACAGCAGUGCUCCCCCCCACUGACCUCCUCCUCCUCUUCCUCCUCCUCCCCUAGUCCCCCAGAGGCCGGGCCCCCCGAUUCCUCUCCUGGCCCAGCCAUGGUGAGAAUCCUGCUGCUCCUCUCCCUGGCCCUGGUCCUGCACUGCAAAGCCGGACGGACCUCCAGCUGCUCCAACCCGGAGAGGGUUCGGGGGACGGUGGGAUCCCGGGUGCAUCUGCCCCUGGUCCUGGAGGGGGCCAACGAGACCACACCGGUGACCAUCAAGCUGCAGAGCCGGGGGCAGCAGAACAAGAAGAAGGUGUUUUCGGGGCAGAAGAAGAACCUGGUCGGAAAACUGGAGGCCCGUUACACCUUCUUCCCCGAAAACUCAUCGCUGGAGAUCGCCGAGGCCUCCUAUGGCGACGCCGGCACCUACGAGGUCUCCGUGGAGGCCGGAGACUGGUUCAAGGAGUUUUGUCUCGAGCUGGAGCUGUUCGAGCGGGUCUCGGCGCCGUCCAUCGGAGUCAACUUGACGCUGGGGAACGGCAGCUGCGACCUGACGCUGGCCUGCCGGACGGAAAGCAAGGAGCCCGUGGGCUUCAACUGGACCUGGACGGUGGGUGGGGGGGCCUGGACCCCCCGGCUCCAAGGAAACAUCCUGCAUCUCACCCUCACGCCGGUGGCUCCCAAUUUCUCCUGCACCUGUAUCGCCUACAACGCCGUCAGCUCCGCCGAAACCCACUUCUUCAGCUCCUGGGACCGCUGCAGGGUCAGAGAUGGUUCUCUCCAGCCCCCGCGGUGGCCAAUAUAUUUGGCACUGUCCCUCGUAUGCCUGGCGGCCUUAGCCAUGAUCUUGGCGAUCGCCCUCGUGUCCAGAAAGAAGAGCAAGUCAGCCCACUUCCAGCCUCCGGUCCUCACCAUCUACGCCCAGGUGCAGAGAGCUCCUCCCAAGAAGAAGCCGGAGUCCCCCACGGACAAGGACCCGUGUUCUACCAUCUACGUGGCUGCCACCGCCGUGCAGCCCUCCGGGUCCCCGCCCCCGCCCCAAACCCAGAGCUGCAGCCCCAUGACAGUUUAUGCCAGCGUGACGCACCCGGACAGCUGACCCCCGCUCCGACCCGAGCAAUCCACAGAAGGGCCUACCUGACUUCGUGAACUUUGACCCCACCCUGAGGGUACCGCCACCAUCGCC
This is a messenger RNA of Tachyglossus aculeatus (Australian echidna), 1296 nucleotides long. It is a transcript of the gene SLAMF1, whose product is annotated as signaling lymphocytic activation molecule family member 1. NCBI's taxonomy places the organism in Eukaryota, Metazoa, Chordata, Mammalia, Monotremata, Tachyglossidae. Gene Ontology annotation, biological process: lymphocyte activation. Gene Ontology annotation, molecular function: signaling receptor activity. Gene Ontology annotation, cellular component: membrane; cell surface. The record is from RefSeq and is a predicted model, not a curated record.